AUGGUGAUGGAGCGGCUGGCGGACUUCGUCAGCAAGUCACUGGAGGGCGGUGAAGCGCCCACACCGCCACCUGAGCCCGGAGAACCUGAUGGUGACGAGGAAGUUGAUAUCACAGCACUCGAGGAAAAGUCGCCGCCGGCUAAAAGGCCGCGAAAUUGGCUCAUCUCGCCAGUACCCUCAAGGAAUUGUAAGAAGGAAGCGGAUGAUGAGGACGAACCUAGACAGGACACAACAGACAAGAAUCUUAAUGGGGCGAUCAGCAAUGCUGGCGGCAAGCAGCGUCGCUCAAGAACUAACUUUACCCUGGAGCAGUUGGGCGAACUAGAAAGGCUGUUUGACGAAACGCACUAUCCUGACGCGUUUAUGCGGGAGGAGCUUAGUCAACGGCUCGGACUUAGUGAAGCCAGAGUGCAGGUGUGGUUUCAAAACAGGCGCGCAAAAUGUCGAAAACAUGAGAGCCAGUUGCAUAAAGGUCUCCUAGUUGGAGGUGGAGGAACUCCACUGGAGCCAUGCCGUGUAGCGCCGUACGUGUCGGUGCCACGCCUAACUGGCGUUCCACGUCCUCAACCACCUCCGUUACCAUUGACACAACAUCCGCCACCGGCCGCUUUCGCACCUUUCGACUCAGCCCUACUCUCCGCUGCUGCACAUCAGUAUGCGAGCGCAGCGGCUGCGGCGGCAGCAGCAUUGUGUCCGCCGUACGCGGGUCUGGCGGCCCUGGCAGCGCGUUGCCGCUCCUCGUCUAUCGCCGACCUACGGCUAAAGGCGCGUCGUCAUGCCGCAGCCCUAGCGGCCGCGAGUGCACCCUCCCCACCCGCCUCAGCGCCCGCCUCCUCUUCCGCUUCAGCUGAAACAUAG
Molecule: messenger RNA, 858 nt
Organism: Parnassius mnemosyne (clouded apollo)
Lineage: Eukaryota; Metazoa; Arthropoda; Insecta; Lepidoptera; Papilionidae
Source: the annotation of a GenBank genome assembly